Messenger RNA from Glycine soja, 399 nucleotides. Its product is annotated as auxin-responsive protein SAUR64-like. Bases 1 to 399 code for a protein of 132 amino acids. The record is from RefSeq and is a predicted model, not a curated record. NCBI's taxonomy places the organism in Eukaryota, Viridiplantae, Streptophyta, Magnoliopsida, Fabales, Fabaceae. Gene Ontology annotation, biological process: response to auxin. The transcript has a single exon.
AUGGCUUGGAAGUGGCAAAAAGAGGUCACAAAUUACCAAAUGAGGAGAAUCCUAUGGCCAAAGACUCAAGAAAAUAAUGCAGCAAAAGCAGAGAAGGGUCACUUUGUUGUGUAUAGCUCAGAUAAGAGGCGCUUUGUGCUUCCUUUGCUGUAUUUGAACAACAAUAUCUUCAGAGAGCUUUUCAAAUUGGCAGAAGAAGAAUUUGGUCUUUCUAGCAACGUGCCCCUAACGUUGCCUUGUGAAGCCACAUUAAUAGAGUACGUAAUAACGUUUAUCCAGAGAAACAUAACUAAGGAUCUGGAGGAAGCUGUGUUAAUGUUCGUAGCUACUAGUCGAUGCCAAUCAUAUGUUGAUCUUCAUCGUGAACGAACCAAUCAACAUUUGCUUUACAGCUACUAA